AUGCUAUUGCCUCCGUUUCGAGUAAGUGCAUCGCUGCCCAGUCUUAAGACUCAUACCUUUUUGCAUAUAGUUUACAUACCAGCCCGCAUCCACGUACUGAGGAGUGAGGCGACUCGGCCGGGACAGUCCAGCGUUUGUCCGAAUUGCCGUGCCCCCGAAGCUUCGGAUGCCUCCAGUUGCGGGCAGCAAACCCAGCGUUGGCGGAUCGAAGAGGACACGCAGGGUCGAGCCUUGGGAAAUGGUCCGUAUCGCUUCUUGGCGGUGCUGUGUGUGGACCCGGAGGCCGUUCUGGAUAGUUCCGUCGUGAUGCAGCAGAUAACGUGUACCCUCGAAAUGAUGUCUGCUCAGCCAAGCCUCGGGUAUACAGACCGGGGUGCAGGCAUGGCCAUGUGCUUACAGACCAAGCCAUAG
Symbiodinium sp. CCMP2456 is the source of this 411-nucleotide messenger RNA. Lineage: Eukaryota; Dinophyceae; Suessiales; Symbiodiniaceae. The record is from the annotation of a GenBank genome assembly.